Molecule: messenger RNA, 912 nt
Organism: Drosophila montana
Lineage: Eukaryota; Metazoa; Arthropoda; Insecta; Diptera; Drosophilidae
Exons: 1
Coding region: 118-705 (195 amino acids)
Source: RefSeq, a predicted model, not a curated record
CACAGACACACACGUUAUGGCAACGUCAUAUACAUAGUAUAUGCUAUCAAAUACUGUGUCUAAUUUCCAAUUCUUGUUCUCUUCGUCGCUUCAAAAUUUCAACAAAAAUCAAAAACCAUGUCCAGACGACCUCUCAAAAAUGAGUUGCCUCGGGAUGCGCAUGUGGUGCAGGCUUUGCGUCGCGAACUUCAUCGCAAUUCGCGCCAGAUUACCCAAACCUUCUGGCAGGAGUUUGAGCAGAUACGCCGUCACCAGCGCAAUCAAUUGUCCCAGGAGCGUGCCAAUCGAGAGCGUAUUUCCAUAUUGAUGCGCGAUGCCAAUCUGGAGACACAGCGGCAAGCGGAAGCGCUUAGCCGCAGCAUCAGUUCCCAUGGCGUUAAUCCGGUUGCGCCAUCGCCCCGCAUGCGCCGAGAGCCACCAGCCAUUAUGCCCACGGCGGCGGAGAUUACGCAAGAGCUGCAGAGCUCGCCGAUCUUUAAGCGCCAGAGGAGUUCAGUCGAGUCGAAGGCGUCGUCCGACGGCCCGGAUCGGACGCCGUCUUCGAAGUCUCCAUCCGAGCAACUCCCUUCAACCUCCUUUCAACUACCCCGUGCUCCGCCCUCAUCCAGGGUAACCAUCGAACCGGGCACGCCUAACAUGAGAACUCCGCCCAGGAAUAGUCCAAACAUAUCCAAGCUGCAGUUGGCCAGCAAGCCAAGGAAGUGACAAGCAGCCAAGUGUAUUUGGGACACAUUUAAGAAAUCUAAUUUUGAGCUCAAUUUUAAGAUGAUAAAUGACUUUAGAUUCCAGCUUAAGUUGUAAUAACUGAAAUUAGUUGUCAUUGUUGCAUAUGCAUUUUCAAAUUUUUAUUUACCAACUAAUGAAAUUUAUUGUAAGAAUACGUGUUAUACAUAUACCAGCGGUUACUAUCCA